This is a messenger RNA of Colletotrichum spaethianum, 468 nucleotides long. RefSeq lists its product as uncharacterized. The record is from RefSeq and is a predicted model, not a curated record. The coding region runs from base 1 to 468 and encodes 155 amino acids. NCBI's taxonomy places the organism in Eukaryota, Fungi, Ascomycota, Sordariomycetes, Glomerellales, Glomerellaceae. The transcript has 5 exons. Gene Ontology annotation, molecular function: catalytic activity.
AUGUCAGGCCUCACGGUUAACUCGAUUCCCGCUACGAAGAGAAUAGAAUAUAUGCGAAAGGCAAACGAGGCGCUAUACCGACAAAGCGGACCCUGCCCUUUCGCCGCGUUUGGCACUAUUAUCGUGAACCAUACUAGUGAUGAAGUCGUCUGCGAGGGGGCAAACUUCAGGACCGGAGAUCCGACAAAAUACGUCUACGGAACCACGAUCCAGCAUAACUACAACGUCGGCUGGGGCGUGAUGACUCUCAGCAGCUACGACGUCUUCCAGCAGUCUCGCCAGCUCCCCGGCUAUCAGACCGUCAUGCUUGGACAGAUCCUGACCAACGAGACGGACCCUCUGUUUUCAUGGCAGUACAACGGAAGCGCACCUUGCCCUAACGGAUGCUUCCGAGUUCCCAGCGCCGCGAGGGGUGGAACCACGUGCUCAAACGUGACUGUAUCUCUGAGGGAUUACGAGGCCUUGUGA